GGGCCUGACAGGAGUCCAGGCUUCGAGCAACGAGCGGGCGAGGCUGGAACUGGAACGCUGGAUGCAAGCCUGAUCUACUCUGCCCUUAACCUAGCUGGUACGAUCCGCGCGUGUGUUCUGGGGCGCUCUCCUCCUCCUCCUCCGUCUCUCCCUUCUCCACUCUCCCCCCUCUCCGUCUCUCUGUCCUUUCUGGGUCGACGGCUGGGCGCCGCCGCCCUUCGUCAGGUCUUCGCCGGCGGCGAUUACACACCAGGUUGAGCAAAUAUUCUUCCACCAAUGGCGAGAGAACCGAGUCCUGAAAUAGAUGAUGAACUUUACAAUGAAGUUUAUGGGAAAGCAUACAGCGGCCCAGUUGCAUCAGCUACAAAUAGUGUGACUCCUAAAGGAAAUGCUGAGAAGAGGCCCCUGACUCGUGAUAAGUCAGAUGAUGAAGAUGAGGCCCCAGAUCCUAAUGCUGUUCCCACGGACUUCACUAGCCGAGAGGCUAAGGUCUGGGAGGCUAAAGCUAAGGCUACAGAAAGGAACUGGAAGAAGAGGAAGGAGGAAGAAAUGAUUUGUAAAAUAUGUGGAGACCCAGGCCAUUUUACUCAGGGUUGCCCCUCCACACUUGGGGCAAAUAAGAGAAAUGCAGACUUUUUUGAAAGAGUUCCAGCAAGAGAUAAGCAAGUCAGAGAUCUUUUCAAUGAGAGGGUAAUAAGCCAGAUUGAGAAAGAUGUGGGGUGUAAAAUCAGAAUGGAUGAGAAGUUCCUGUUUGUCAGUGGAAAGGAUAGAUUAAUAUUAUCCAAAGGUGUUUCUGCUGUGCAUAAAAUUAUUCAAGAGGGUAAGGGUAAACAUAGUCCAAGCAGUCCGAAACACGAUCGCUCUAGGUCGCCUGUACGAAACACUACUGAGUUUCGUUCCAAACACUCUGAUUCUCAUCGCUCACCUAGCCCAAGAAAUUUUGAUUCUCAAUGGUCCCAUAGUCCAAGAAAUGCAUCACUCUCUCAAAGUAAAGGAUACUAUAAUGAAAGACAUCGAGAUGGUCGCUUACACAACAAUAUGCCCAAGUUUUCGAAAGGAUCUCCACAAGCUCAUGCCAACUUUGGAGCAAAAGGCCGUCCAGCCCAAUCAAAAUCUCCACGCCAUACCUCUUAUCUUGAUGAAUUACCUAGAACACAUGGCGAGAAUAACCAAUUUGCUGCAUCACGAGUGCCCAAUGAUUGGGGAAUUGAGAGGCAUGGAGCAGAUGCCAGUUCAAGUCUUAGGUUUGACAUGCCAUCCCACCAACAGACCUUGGAAGAACUUGAGAUGGAGUUUAAAAAAGAAGCUACACAAUUAGCUAGAGCUCGUGACCAAGAGGAGGAUGAAGAGAACUAUAGGCAUCGAGAGUCGCUGAGAGUGAUUAGAGAAAAUUACAUGGAGAGAGUGAUUACCUUGAGGAAUGUGCAUGCAAAGAAGUGGGAAGAAUUUCUUGACACCUUUAAAAGUCAACAACAAGCACAGCCUUCAUACAUACAAACCGGAUAUCUAGGUUUUGAGCAGAGAACGGCACAUAUUUCAGCUACACAUCAACCAAUGGAUUCGAAGAGCACAUAUCCGUAUGCUUCUGAUAGCUAUUCAGCCCCAAAGGCUCAUGCAGCAUAUGGUGAGUUUCAACAUGAGAGGCAUGAUGAUCUUGGGAGGGCCUAUAGGCGAUAUUAGCUGUGAAUAGUGGGCGAUUUUGUGAGGAAUCAGUGUCAAUGGUGCGCUUAGACCUACUUAUCACCCAUUGCUGUUAUGUAGCUUGAGGAGGUAAGCAUUCAUAUAUAGGCAGAACUGUCUCCCAAUUACUUUCUUUGCAGCGUCUACAACCGCAACGGACUGUGGAGCUGUUUCAGGCAUCGUAACAAGCUGCUUUCCAACGAACUAAACUGAAAUGCUAUAAAAAAACAUUGACCUGUAUGACUGUUUUAUCUGCUUGGAAAAAAUCUCCCUGAGUUGGCGUUUAUGUGAACCUAGUAUUUUUUUUGUCAAACCUGGUAUAUCGCUAUGCUGGGUCUAUCCGAAUGGUUGUUUGCAUCAUCCCAUUGUUUUGGAAGGUUUGGCACACGAUAUGAAAGUUAGAACAUGUGGAACAGUCAGCUA
Zea mays is the source of this 2103-nucleotide messenger RNA. RefSeq lists its product as uncharacterized. Bases 277 to 1680 code for a protein of 467 amino acids. The transcript has 6 exons. Gene Ontology annotation, molecular function: nucleic acid binding; zinc ion binding. NCBI's taxonomy places the organism in Eukaryota, Viridiplantae, Streptophyta, Magnoliopsida, Poales, Poaceae. The record is from RefSeq and is a predicted model, not a curated record.